CUCUUGGCAUCGAAACAGUUUCGUGGUCUGACAGGGGAAUUGAUGUGUAAGGCAUGCUGUCACCUUAUCUCCAUGGUCUCCGUAGCAGGACUCAAAUUUCAUGAAGAUGAGAUUCUCGAGAUAUGGCGCAGCUUUCUUGACGAUUGCAUUUCACAUAAAGAGGAAACAGUGCAGGAUGCAGCUGUUGCAGCAUACCCUAACUUCUUAGCUACCUAUCUUUUUGGUAAAAAUGGCAACUUUCGGUCGGAAUAUUGCGUAUUCGAUCUUAUUUUUGAAAAGCAUUAG
Protopolystoma xenopodis is the source of this 285-nucleotide messenger RNA. The record is from the annotation of a GenBank genome assembly. Lineage: Eukaryota; Metazoa; Platyhelminthes; Monogenea; Polystomatidea; Polystomatidae.